GCGAGGAUGCCAAGGAAUCGCAGCUCCAUCCUUAACGCGGAAGCGUUACUGAUCCUGGUGAUCGUUGUUCUCUUCACCCUCGAUCCUGCACGAUGUACGCCGUCGCACAGGAGCAGACAUCAUGCUGACCUUUCUCACGAGGAAAUGAAAAAUUUGCGAUCUUUCGAGGAGCUUCCACGACCCGAAGCUCUCGGCAGUAAUUCAGCCGAUGAUCCACUUAUAGUACAGACACAGAAAGGUCGGGUCAGGGGUAUGACCUUGACCGCCACUACAGGAAAAACGGUGGACGCAUGGUUCGGUAUUCCCUACGCGCAGAAACCACUCGGUUCUUUGAGAUUUCGCCACCCGAGACCUGCGGAACGUUGGUCUGGUGUUCUGAAUGCAACGAGCCUUCCAAAUAGCUGCGUACAAAUUUUGGAUACCGUUUUUGGAGACUUUGCUGGCGCCACCAUGUGGAAUCCUAACACGGCACUCAGCGAGGACUGCCUCUAUGUGAACGUUGUUACGCCUCGACCAAGGCCUACUAACGCUGCUGUCAUGGUAUGGAUAUUUGGUGGUGGAUUCUACUCGGGUUCAGCUACCCUAGAUGUUUACGACCACCGCACUCUGGUUUCCGAAGAAAACAUCAUUCUAGUGUCAAUGCAGUACCGCGUUGCCAGCCUUGGAUUCCUCUACUUCGGAACUCCCGACGUGCCUGGAAACGCUGGUCUCUUCGACCAAAUGUUAGCAUUGCAGUGGGUCCGCGACAAUAUCGCCGCCUUCGGUGGCAAUCCUGACAACGUGACUCUCUUUGGCGAAAGUGCCGGAGCUGUCUCCGUUUCCUUGCAUCUUCUAUCGCCACUAUCCAGGCACCUCUUCAACCAAGCCAUAAUGCAGUCAGGUUCGCCAACGGCGCCCUGGGCUAUAAUAUCCCGUGAAGAGUCGAUCGUUCGUGGACUCCGACUAGCCGAAGCCGUUGGUUGUCCUCAUGAACGUGAUUCCUUGCAAGCGGUCAUCGACUGUCUCCAGCAGAGUGAUCCUCUCGACCUGGUCAAUAACGAAUGGGGCACCCUCGGUAUAUGCGAGUUUCCAUUUGUUCCCGUGAUAGACGGUUCCUUCCUUGACGAAACCCCACAGCGCUCAAUGGCCACUGCCUCGUAUAAGAAGGCGAAUAUUCUUCUCGGCUCGAACACCGAAGAAGGUUUCUACUUCAUAAUUUAUUAUUUGACCGAGCUCUUCCGCAUUGAUGGCACCGAGGAUGUCGAGGUGUCCCGUGAGGAGUUCAUUCGGGCCGUCACUGAACUCAAUCCUUACGUCAACCAAAUCGCCCGACAGGCCAUCAUCUACGAGUACACUGACUGGAUUCGUCCAAACGAUCCUCACGUCAAUCGCGACGCCCUCGACAAGAUCGUUGGUGACUAUCAGUUCACCUGUAACGUUAAUGAGUUCGCAGAACAUUACGCCAGCACGGGAAAUACCGUUUACAUGUACUAUUAUAAGCAUAGAUCAGCGAACAAUCCCUGGCCGAAAUGGACGGGCGUCAUGCACGCCGAUGAAAUAAGCUACAUCUUCGGCGAACCCCUUGACAUGUCGAAGAAGUACACCACAGAGGAAAUACAUCUCUCAAAGCGGAUGAUGAAAUAUUGGGCAAACUUUGCGAAAACAGGAAAUCCUAGUAUGGGUGAUGAUGGUUCUUGGACGAAGCCUAUUUGGCCCGUACAUACUGCUUCGAACAAGGAGUAUCUGACUCUUGACACCAACACAACAGAAAUCGGUCAAGGUCCUCGUGUGAAGCAAUGCGCUUUUUGGAAAACAUAUCUCCCUCAGCUCCUGAGUGUUACCA
Messenger RNA from Cephus cinctus (wheat stem sawfly), 1822 nucleotides. Its product is annotated as acetylcholinesterase. NCBI's taxonomy places the organism in Eukaryota, Metazoa, Arthropoda, Insecta, Hymenoptera, Cephidae. Gene Ontology annotation, molecular function: acetylcholinesterase activity. Gene Ontology annotation, biological process: acetylcholine catabolic process; choline metabolic process. Gene Ontology annotation, cellular component: plasma membrane. The record is from RefSeq and is a predicted model, not a curated record.